Molecule: messenger RNA, 1705 nt
Organism: Mugil cephalus (flathead mullet)
Lineage: Eukaryota; Metazoa; Chordata; Actinopteri; Mugiliformes; Mugilidae
Gene: ube2kb
Product: ubiquitin-conjugating enzyme E2Kb (UBC1 homolog, yeast)
Exons: 7
Coding region: 393-995 (200 amino acids)
Biological process (GO): proteasome-mediated ubiquitin-dependent protein catabolic process; protein polyubiquitination
Cellular component (GO): nucleus
Molecular function (GO): ubiquitin conjugating enzyme activity; protein binding
Source: RefSeq, a predicted model, not a curated record
GCUGGAAAAUCAGACGUGGGCGUCACAUGAUGAAGAAAUGUCCUGAAGGCGAGUUUGAAAAGAGCCUAACCCCAAAUGCAGCCUGUCACCUGAGCUCAUUAAUGAAAGUUCCAGUUUCAGCUCCAUGCUGCUACUUCACUGUCUGCAUGUUUCUGGAUCGACCGACCGACCGACUCACCGACUCACUGACUGACUGACGCUGGGUGGCAGGGUGGCAGUCGACGGCUACUCUGAACUCCCUCUGGGGUGAUAGGAAGCGCUGGACCGUAAAAAGUGAAAGGACCUUCGUGUAAAAAAAAAAGCAGCAAGCGGCGGGGCAACCUUCCGUUACAGCCAGACAAACACCGGCAGAGACUGAGGGAGGCUCUGGGUCUAGCUUUCAGGACACAGCCAUGGCGAACAUCGCGGUCCAAAGGAUCAAGCGGGAGUUCAAAGAAGUUCUCAAAAGCGAAGAGACAAGUAAAAACCAAAUUAAAGUAGAUUUGGUGGACGAGAACUUCACAGAGUUGAGGGGUGAGAUAGCAGGACCUCCAGAUACACCGUACGAAGGUGGAAGGUAUCAGCUUGAAAUAAAAAUCCCAGAAACCUAUCCCUUUAACCCGCCAAAGGUGCGCUUCAUCACUAAGAUCUGGCAUCCUAACAUCAGUUCUGUGACAGGAGCAAUAUGUCUGGACAUUUUAAAAGACCAGUGGGCAGCUGCUAUGACCCUGCGGACGGUGCUGUUGUCUCUACAGGCUCUUCUCGCUGCAGCAGAACCAGACGAUCCACAGGAUGCAGUAGUCGCAAACCAGUAUAAGCAGAACCCAGAAAUGUUCAAACAGACUGCGAGGCUGUGGUCUCACGUCUACGCGGGCGCUCCCGUCUCCAGCCCCGACUACACGCGUAAAAUAGACAAACUCUGUGCCAUGGGCUUCGAUAAGAAUGCAGUAAUAGCGGCCUUGUCUUCUAAAUCCUGGGAUGUGGAAACGGCGACAGAGCUGCUCCUCAGCAACUGAAGCACGCGGCGGCCUGGUGUGAGGAUCCAAAACAAAACAAAACAAAAAAAAACAAACCCUUCCCCAUCAUUAAAUCAUCAGCCCCUCCCCGGUACCAUUCCACCGUUCUGCCUUUUCGCCACACAGACGACACCCCCGGUCCAUCACGGUGCUCUGAACCCUCUUUUAUAACCAAUUAGUUUGCUACAAACUCCACACCUGUAGCGCCACAGUUGCCAAUAUGCACACCACCCUGUUGCCUGUCUUCAUCCCAUCUAUCCAUUAGCUCUUCUCUUCUGCUAAUUCAAAACGUGUCCCCCUGCCCCCCCCUCCCCCCAACCACCACCAAAAAAACAUCCUCGUCAUGCAUCUCGUCUUCCACGCCCCUUUAAGUAUAUCGGCUUUUUUUUUUUUUUUUUCACCAGUUUGUGUUCCUUAUCAAGUAACUGCCUGGUGGAUUGUCCGUGGUAAAAUGUGAGGGGGGGAAUCCUUCGUACUGCUCUCACACUACGUCACUGUUGAUUCCUUUUCGGCAGCUCGUGUGUCAGAUACUGUCCCACAGACUCUCAGUACUGUAAAAAAAAAAAAAAAGCGUGCUGGAUUAACUUUACUUGACUGGAUAGUGCUGUGCAAGAACAUUGUACUGGGGGGUUUCUUCCUGAAUAGUUUAUCAUAGAUGCUUCAAAAAAUCCACUGCAAGUGUUUGUAUUUUUCUUUCUGUGUGUAAAGAU